UGUUUUGUAAAAAAGGUUAAUGAGAAACAAAGAAAGGGAAAAAGGAAAAGUUAGGGGGUGGUGGGGGCAUAGAGAGUGCUACUACUGAUUCAAAAGCCAUAAGUUGAGAGAGAGAGAGAGAGAAAGUGGGAACAUUCUGAAAUUGGUUGGCUUUUUGUGUUUGUGUAGCUAGCUGUGGUGGCUGUCAUCAAAAGAUGAGGAACAGCUCAUCUUUUUUCAAGCCUCAUCUUUUGCCAUUCUUUUGAUUGGUUCAUGUAGUUUCAUCCUUGUUUAUGUUUAUGUUUAUAGACAUAAACACCUCUUCUUUUUUCAUAUACUAAACCAAACAAACCUUUGUGUUUCUUUGAUAUCAACUAUAAACCAGAAACAAUUUCUGUGUCUUCUAGGAGUUCAAAGAAGGGACAUGGCUACACUAGUAGUGUGUGAAUGUUGAGUAUGGAAUUUGGUUUCUGAAAUUUUGCUGACCAGAAAGUGUGUGUGUUUGUUUGUUACUUUGUGGUGUCUAAAUCCAUUGUUGGAAACAACAACAAAAACAAAUACCAAGAUUCAGAAACAUAAUUUUAAUAGAGAGUGGGGCGGUGGUGUCAGGUAGAACUAGUGGGGGUGUCUGUAACAAAGUUACUCUUUCUUUGAGAAAAUUAUUAUUUUAUAAAUAUAUGAAUGUGUUUGUGUGUGUUGGAGAUAGUUUGUUUUGUUGGUAAUGUCUCCUAACAUGGUUUAUCUUGGCCGGUCUCUUUGGACUUUGUUACCAAUUUAGUAAGCAACAUGUUCUUUGAGUCUCUUCUCAUUCAAGUUACAAAAAGAAUAAUACUAAUACCCCAAAAAUAGUUUAAAAUUUCAUCUAACUAGCCUUGGUUUGUGGGAAAGAUUCGGUCAUACAAGGAAAGAACUUGAACUUGAUCCUUUUAUCUUCUACUUUGAUCUAGAUAGCAAUUUACUUGCAUUUUCUGUUUUAUCCAAACUUGGUCAAGAGUUUGUGGAGUAGGUGAUUUGAGAAGCUAUUUUGGAGCUUUUUUCUUUUUGGUCAAGAUGAAGUUUAUGAAACUUGGAUCUAAGCCUGAUUCUUUUCAAAAUGAUGGAGAUAAUGUUAGGUAUGUGGCAACUGAGCUGGCAUCUGACAUAGUCGUUAAUGUUGGGGACGUAAAAUUUUAUCUACAUAAGUUUCCACUUUUGUCCAAAAGUUUACGCUUGCAAAAGUUGGUUUCAAACACAGAUGAGGAGAACGACGAAAUUCACAUCCACGACAUUCCUGGGGGACCUGUUGCUUUUGAAAUAUGUGCAAAGUUCUGUUAUGGUAUGGUUGUCACUCUAAAUGCAUACAAUGUAGUUGCAGCUCGCUGUGCAGCGGAGUAUCUUGAGAUGUACGAAACCAUUGAAAAGGGAAAUCUCAUCUACAAGAUUGAAGUUUUCCUCAACUCCAGCAUUUUCAGGAGCUGGAAAGAUUCGAUUAUUGUUCUACAAACAACUAAAUCACUUCUUCCGUGGUCGGAGGAACUUAAGAUCGUGAGCCAUUGUAUCGAGUCCAUAGCUACCAAGGCUUCGAUGGAUCCAUCCAAGGUGGAGUGGUCAUACACAUAUAACAGGAAAAAGCUCCCAUCGGAAAAUGGGAACGAUGCACACUGGAAUGGUGUGAGGAAACAACUAAUGGUUCCAAAGGAUUGGUGGGUGGAAGAUCUUUGCGAGCUCCAACUUGAUCUCUAUAAGCGAGUCCUGUCAACUAUUACAACCAAUGGAAAUGUUUCCGGGGCAGUUGUCGGAGAAGCUCUAAGUGCGUACACCUCUAGAAGGUUGCCUGGUUUUAAUAAGGGUGUUAUCCAGAGUGGUGAUACCACAAAGAAUAGAUUAUUAUUGGAGACUAUUGUCGGUUUAUUGCCAGCAGAUAUGGGAAGUGGCUCUUGCGCUUUCUCGCUGAAGUUAUUAAAAGUGGCUAUUCAACUGGAUUGUGAAGUGUCAGUGAGAUCUGAACUGAUGAGGAGGAUAGGCCAGAGGCUUGAUGAGGCUACGGUGGCUGAUCUUUUGAUUUGUGCGUCGGCUGGUGAAACAACUCACGAUGUUGAAACUGUGCAGAAGCUAGUUGAAGUGUUUGUAGCACAUGAACAUCAAUCUUUGAUGGAAGACGAAUUGCAGGAGAUCAGAAGCCCCAAGAUGGUAUCAAACACUUCAAGCAAGAUAAAGGUUGCAAAGCUUGUCGAUAGCUACCUUGCUGAGAUUGCACGUGAUCCUAAUCUGCCUCUUCUCAGUUUUGUGAAUAUCGCCGAUUUGGUAUCAAGCUUUCCUAGACCGUCUCAUGACGGUCUUUAUCGUGCCAUUGACAUGUAUUUAAAGGAACAUCCUGGAAUCAGCAAAAGUGAGAGGAAAAGAAUAUGUAGGUUGAUGGACUGCAGGAAGCUGUCUGCAGAAGCUUGCAUGCAUGCAGUGCAGAAUGAGCGACUUCCUUUACGUGUCGUUGUACAAGUUCUCUUCUUUGAGCAGAUGAGAGCUUCAACAACUUCAUCAUCAGGUGGCACGAGCACUCCUGAUCUUCCCGGUUCCAUCAGGGCAUUGCAUCCCGGUGGUUCUCACGGUAGUUCAAGGUCUACCACAACCAACACAGAAGAGGAAUGGGAUGCUGUGGCAACAGCAGAAGACAUAAAAGUUCUGAAAGGCGAACUCGCCGCACUAAAACUAUCAAGUGGAGGUAGCCAGAGUAGUGAUAGAAACAGCAACAACAAUGACGGUGGUGGUAUAGGCAAUGCAGAAAAAGUCGCUGCUAACAAAAUGAAAGGCUUCCUUAUGUCCAAGAAGCUAUUCUCCAAGCUUUGGUCGAGCAAAGAAAAAAACGGAGAGAUUACUAGCUCUGAUACGUCCGAAAGCCCCGCUUCUACUGUUGUUGAGGAGACAAAAUCUACACCAUCUAGAAGUAGGAGACAUUCAGUAUCUUAAAUUUUUUAUUUUCUUGCAUCGUUGUAUAAUCGUCGAUCACUUUGGUAGCAUUAGGAGAUAGAGCUUACUUAACACAUCUUCUAGCUGAGAUUGACUGUGGCUUGAAGGUGUGAAGGUUGUUUGUGGCUACAUCUUACAACUACUGCUAGAGCAGCUUCCACUUAAGAUGAGCUUAAUGAGGGACCCGGUUUUGUUGUACUAUAUAAUCAGAGAAGGAUUAUCAUUGACUUAUGAACUGUUAAGAGAAAAUUUGUAAGCAUUUUUAAGAUAUAAAGUUAAUUAACUAGAAUCAA
Messenger RNA from Medicago truncatula (barrel medic), 3215 nucleotides. Its product is annotated as BTB/POZ domain-containing protein NPY5. The record is from RefSeq and is a predicted model, not a curated record. Gene Ontology annotation, molecular function: protein binding. The transcript is spliced from 5 exons. Lineage: Eukaryota; Viridiplantae; Streptophyta; Magnoliopsida; Fabales; Fabaceae. The coding region runs from base 1030 to 2922 and encodes 630 amino acids.